CAAUUCUCCCAUGACCAUUAGGAGAGAGCGUUAAUGUCAACAUGUAUUAAAAUUUAAUUUAGAGUGAAAAUAAUAAAAAAAAAAAGUAUCAUCUAGGGAUUUUCAUUGGUUUUUAGGUGAGAAAAUGGCAGAGUUUCUUGCUGAAAAUAAUGCUUGUGGGCAAAGCUUACUACAUAUCGUAUCCGUGGGCAAUGCCAUAAUAGCAGAAAUACUACGGCUAAAGGAUUACAUACCGGAAAUUUAUCGCUUAGAAUCUAAAAGUGAUCUUCAAAAGUAUUCCGAUAUUAUAUUGGACUUUAGUUACUUGAAAGUAGCAGAGGCGCAGGAGAAAAAAAUUGAAGAAAGUCCGGAAUUGCAAGAUCUGGACGAUGAAAUUCGCGAAAAUUAUCUAGAUUUAUUGACACGAUUUUACUUGGCUUUUGAGAGCACCCAUCAAUACGCUGUGGAUCUUAACCAAUUCAUUGAUGAAUUAAAUCGAGGCUACUACAUUCAGCAAACGCUGGAAUCUGUGUUGCAAGACGGUGAGGGAAAGCAAUUGUUGUGUGAAGCUUUGUAUUUGUUUGGCACAAUGCUUUUGCUUCUGGAUUAUCACAUUCCGGGCAUCAUACGUGAGCGCCUUUUAAUAUCAUAUUACCGAUAUAGUGCUGCAAAAGCGCAAGGAGAUAGUAAUAUAGACGAUGUUUGUAUGCUGCUACGCUCAACAGGGUUUGAGGCAAACACUGUAGGAAAUCAUUCCAACGCAAAGCAAACCUCACCAGCUCAAUAUCCAGUUGCGUACUUCUCCCGUUUUACGUUUGACAAAACCUUUAUUGAUAUGGUAAUCGGUCGUUUGCGAUGCGACGACCUUUACAAUCAAUUGGCCAUUUACCCACAUCCCGAUCACCGGUCCACCGCCCUUUCCACACAAGCAACUAUGCUUUUUAUAUGCCUUUUCUUUACACCACAAACUUUACACUCCCAAGUGGCGCAAAUGCGUGAAAUCGUUGACAAAUUCUACGCCGAUAACUGGGUUGUAUCGGUAUAUAUGGGCGUAACCAUUAACCUGAUUGAUGCGUGGGAUGAAUUUAAGGCGGCGAAAGCAGCUUUGGCACCAGUAGUGGAUACAGGCGUUAAGGGAUUUUGUUUGCUCCAUAGAGAGAAAAUGAGCAAAACUCUAAAACAGACCCAAGAAAUUUUAAGAGUUGGUGUACUAACUGAUGAUUUUGUUUUACAAAAUAUUACAAAAAUUCUUCCCUUAAUGCGGCAAUGCAAUGUUUUGCUGCGUUGGUAUUUCACCCACACCUCCAAAGCUGUACUAGAAUUUUCUCAAGGCUCACAAAAAGCUCAGCAGCUUGAGCGGUUGGUUUGUACUGAGUUAGACUAUCAAAGUGAACAGUUAUUAGAACUUUUGCUAGACUGCAGUCAGUUAGAGUUGGUUGUCAAAGAUAUAUUGCGUAAUUUGAUAAGCGCGAAAAACGAACGCUGGUCGCAAUUCAAACGUGAGGUACUGGAUCGCCUGAACGAGCUACGCGAGGCAUUCGGUGGCUCGCGUCCUCUGUCAAAAAUAGAGAAUAACCCACAGUUGAAGUUGUGGUUCAGUGAAAUAUCUAACGAAGUUCAAAAACUCAACGAAAAAAAUGCCAAUGUCUCAGGGCGAACACUAAUUCAGUUAAUCCAGGCUCUUGAAGAGGUGGAGGAGUUCCACAAUUUGCAAGCGAAUAUGCAAGUAAAGCAGUAUCUGCAUGAAACUCGUGAGUUUUUGCACCGCAUGAUACAGGUCAUUAACGUCAAGGAGGACAUCCUUAUCAAUAUGCAACUGAUAAGCGAUCUGAGUUACGCCUGGCGUUUGCUUGAUCGAGAUUUUACCGUGAUCAUGCAGGAAAGCAUUAAAAAAAACCCGAAGUCGGUAAUACGCCUGCGUGCAGCAUUCCUCAAGCUAGCCAGCGCACUCGAAAUUCCACUAUUGCGUAUAAAUCAAGCACAUAGCGAAGACUUAGUAUCGGUUUCAAACUACUACAGCACCGAGCUUGCGAAUUAUAUGCGCAAGGUACUGCAGAUCAUUCCAGAAACCAUGUUCAGCAUCCUGGCACGCAUCAUACAUUUACAAACAGAGGUGCUGCACGAAAUACCAACGCGCCUCGAAAAAGACAAACUGAAAGAAUACGCCCAGUUUGAUGAUCGCUAUACAGUUGCAAAGCUAACGCAUUCAAUUGCGAUUUUCUCCGAAGGCAUACUAAUGAUGAAAAAGACGCUGGUGGGUGUAAUUGAACUGGAUCCCAAACAACUACUUGAGGAUGGUAUUCGCAAAGAAGUUGUGCGACACCUCGCAAACGCGCUCAAUAUAGGACUGAUUUUCACGAAAACAAAUAAAGCGAAGCAACAGCCAACGGCUGAACUGGAAGCGAAGUUGCAGGCCUUAGCCAAAAUCAUGGAUGGAUAUAGGCGCUCCUUUGAGUAUAUACAGGACUAUUUGAAGAUUCAUGGCUUGAAGAUUUUGCAAGAAGAAAUAACACGUAUUAUCAACUACAACGUAGAGAGGGAAUGCAAUGCGUUCUUGCGCAACAAAAUACAAGAUUGGCAGUCACGCUACCAAAGCCAAACUAUACCCAUACCAUGUUUUCCACCUUUACAAGGUGAUACUUCGAAAUCAAACAAUUUCAUCGGUCGUUUGGCACACGAAAUACUCCAGUGCACUGACCCUAAGCAAACAAUAUUUCUAGAACUCAAAGCAGCUUGGUAUGAGAAGCGUGCGCCACACAAAGAGGUACUAAACGCAAGCUUCUUCAGCAAAGUACGUGAAGCAAUUGGACCGGCAGGAUUGGUGGGCUUGGAUCGUCUAUAUUCAUAUAUGUUUGCGGCUGACCUGAAACGCAAUCUGGACAAGAUGCAAAAGAAUUUAGUCAACGAUAACAUGUGGGUGGAAGCACUAAAAAGUCUAAGUACAGAAUUGGAAUCCAAACAAUUUCCGGGAACGAGUGCAGCAAAUCCAUCCAAAUUUUACUUCAACUACCAUAGUCGGUGGGUGAAAGUGUGGCCUACUCUAUUGGAAUGGAUACAAAAUUUGGGUCAUAAGCAAAUAUUGCGCCAACAGUUGGUAUUUGAAUUGAACAGAAGCAGCAAAUGCAAUUCGAAAAAUUUAGAAUCGGCAUUGGAAACCUUCAACAGAGCGUUAUUGAAUGAAUUGGAGCGGCCAGCUGUCUAUACGAAAUUCAUCGACUCAGAACGUGGCAGCCAAUUGCUCGUAGAAUUUAAUGAGUACCUAGCAUUCACGGGCUCGUACGAACCACUCGAACAAGUUUUUCUUAAAACCAAUAGUACACAUCACGUGGCACUCUUUCUAUUCUUAUUUACAAUAGCGCACCUGCCACGUCUGCAAUUUACUGUCUGCACGAAUAGUUUACUGGCAAAAAAUACCAAAGAUAACAUAGACGGAACACCGUUUCUGGUUGGAUUAAUUACUGUUUUGCAACAGUUCCAUAAAGACGUUAAGCUGUUGUACUUAACUUAUCUUUGCCAAUACGCCACUGUGAUAGCUGAGUCGAGCAUCAGCACAAAAAAUGAAUUAUGUACGGAGGCGACAACUGCGUUGCAUUUCCUUGAGAUGUUUAUUAGAUUAGCUAAGUUGCCACGAACUGUUUUGUCAGAAAGCUGUCCAGCAAUUAUAGUAAACCAAAUUGAAUACUUAUCUGUAAGCAAUAAAACUUAAGUAUUAUUUAUAACUGUUUUUAUUAACAA
Messenger RNA from Anastrepha ludens (Mexican fruit fly), 3714 nucleotides. It is a transcript of the gene Strump, whose product is annotated as WASH complex subunit homolog 5. Gene Ontology annotation, cellular component: endosome; WASH complex. Lineage: Eukaryota; Metazoa; Arthropoda; Insecta; Diptera; Tephritidae. The transcript has 7 exons. Bases 125 to 3685 code for a protein of 1186 amino acids. The record is from RefSeq and is a predicted model, not a curated record. Gene Ontology annotation, biological process: regulation of actin nucleation; actin filament polymerization; endosome organization.